This is a messenger RNA of Laetiporus sulphureus 93-53, 492 nucleotides long. RefSeq lists its product as uncharacterized. Bases 1 to 492 code for a protein of 163 amino acids. NCBI's taxonomy places the organism in Eukaryota, Fungi, Basidiomycota, Agaricomycetes, Polyporales, Laetiporaceae. The record is from RefSeq and is a predicted model, not a curated record. The transcript has 3 exons.
AUGGAGAUAAUUUUGGGGUAUCAGGAUUACGCAAUUGAGGAGUACUCGCCGUCAAGAUGGAUCGCUGUACGAGGGGAGGCGCAACUCAGGGGGGUGAGAGUCAGGAAUGACGCGAUGGAGGCGAUAAAAGGGCGGAAAAGGUCGCCUUAUAUACAACGCACGGCAGAAAUAUCCAUGAGACAAGUUCGGAGCGAGAUCGAUCAGCCAGGCCCUUGCCCGCCGGAUGCAGCAUGUCGGAUGAAGAUCAAAGAAAGAUGCACUACACAGCCCGCACAGAGUCAGAAACUGUUCCGUGAUCCCCUUGGCUUGAACACCCUGGGCGGCGUUCCGGACUCGAGCUCGACGGAGAAGCAGUUCUUCCUAGCCGAAUUUGACCGGAAGCAACCCGGACCUGUACUCGUAGGGCGCAGAGUCAUCGUGUUUGACCCGAGCCCGCUGCGCUCGACCAACUGCAGCUUGGCCAUUUGGCAGGGUCGCUGUGCCGCGGAGUAG